CAGGGAUCCAACAUCGACAGUCCAAAGCUCUGUAACUCAAACCUGCCACAGAGAGACUGCUGAUGUCAACCGAAACCUUCAGGAACCACCAGAUCGAUCUCGAUUACACAGUGCGAAUCCUGCUCUACUCCAUAAUUUUCCUCCUAAGUGUUUUUGGGAACACGAUGAUUAUUCUGGUGCUGAUUCUGAACAAGAGAUUGCGGACUGUGACAAACUCCUUCCUGCUCUCACUGGCUCUUAGUGACCUGAUGGUGGCCAUUUUCUGUAUGCCAUUCACCCUCAUCCCCAACCUCCUGGGAGACUUCAUCUUUGGCCAGGCGAUGUGUAAAAUCACUGCCUAUUUCAUGGGAAUCUCGGUCAGUGUGUCCACAUUCAGCUUGGUGGCCAUCGCGAUUGAACGUUACAGUGCGAUCUGCAACCCGUUAAAGUCACGUGCCUGGCAGACCCGAUCACACGCUUACCGAGUCAUUGCAGCCACCUGGCUCCUGUCCUUAGUAAUCAUGAUACCGUAUCCCGUCUACAAUCUGCUUCACCCCUUCCAGAGAGCGGACAAGAGCACAGCUCACAACUGUAGACUCACCUGGCCCAGCAAGAAUGUGCAGCAAGCGUGGUACGUUUUCCUGCUCUUUAUCCUCUUCUUCCUGCCUGGCGUGGUGAUGAUCAUUGCUUAUGGGUUGAUCUCCAGGGAACUCUACAGAGGGAUCCAGUUCGAGAUGAAACAGAGAAAAGAAAACAAAGUGCACACCAAUGGAGCCUCAACCUCCAGCGUUCAGCACUCUGAGGACAGUGAUGGCUGCUACCUGCAAGUCGGCAAGCGGAGGAACACCAUGGAGAUGGCCACGCUGACCCCUAGCACCAGCGCCAAACUGGACCGUGUCCGCAGCAACGCCUCCGAGUCCAAGCUGGUGGCCAAGAAGCGGGUGAUACGAAUGCUGAUCGUCAUCGUGGUGAUGUUCUUCGUCUGCUGGAUGCCCGUCUACACCGUCAACACCUGGCGUGCCUUCGAUGACCUGAAUGCCAUCCGUCGCCUCUCGGGUGCCCCCAUCUCCUUCAUCCACCUCCUGUCCUACACCUCGUGCUGUGUUAACCCCCUGGUUUACUGCUUCAUGAACAAGAGGUUUCGCAAGGCCUUCCUCAGCACCUUCUCCCGCUGCCUCCGUCCGCUGAGGGUCUUCAAAGACCUGGAGGAGGAGGCCGGGACCACUGGGACCUCGAUGUCCAAGUUCAGCUACACCACUGUGAGCACCGUGGGACCCCCCUAA
Messenger RNA from Carcharodon carcharias (great white shark), 1262 nucleotides. Its product is annotated as cholecystokinin receptor-like. The record is from RefSeq and is a predicted model, not a curated record. Gene Ontology annotation, cellular component: membrane. Gene Ontology annotation, molecular function: gastrin receptor activity; neuropeptide receptor activity. The transcript has 5 exons. Gene Ontology annotation, biological process: neuropeptide signaling pathway. NCBI's taxonomy places the organism in Eukaryota, Metazoa, Chordata, Chondrichthyes, Lamniformes, Lamnidae. The coding region runs from base 63 to 1262 and encodes 399 amino acids.